Molecule: messenger RNA, 2218 nt
Organism: Phragmites australis (common reed)
Lineage: Eukaryota; Viridiplantae; Streptophyta; Magnoliopsida; Poales; Poaceae
Product: inactive beta-amylase 9-like
Exons: 3
Coding region: 419-2023 (534 amino acids)
Biological process (GO): polysaccharide catabolic process
Molecular function (GO): beta-amylase activity
Source: RefSeq, a predicted model, not a curated record
UCGUCGGCCGACCGAAGCAAGCGGGCGCGCCACAGGAUUCGCGUCGCCGGCCGAACAAGGCAAACGGCCGGGCUCACCCUUGGACGCACGUCCACGCCGAGUUCCGCGGCUGCCAUGCCAACGCGCCUGCCGCAUGACCGUCCCUUUGUCUUGCCCUUGCCCCCGUCUCCUUCUCAUCGCGUCCCACCCAUAAAUACUCGCCGGGGAAGCGAAGCAAGCGAGGCGAGCCGGCCGCCGACCAACGACGAAUGCUCAGCGCAAACACGACGUGCAGCUGCAUGCGCGUACGUAACCCAGAGUCCGGGACACGUCCCCAUCCUUUUUGCCGUUUCGCGCUCGUGCAUGCACAGGCGUUCCGGUCCCUGACAGUGACACACCGCCGCCUAGGCCGAUCAGACGGGCGCUUGACUUGAUCGCCAUGGAGACCGUGCCGAUGAUGAUGCAGCAUGCGGCCGCGAUGGCGACGGCUUCGGCGCCGGCGAGGCGCCGCCACGGCAUCCGGGGGCUGGAUGGACGUGCGCCGAAUAGGGUCGCCUUCGGACGGGCAAGGCAAGGUGGCGGCAGCAGGGACCUGAGGGCCGCCGGGCUCGGGCGGUUCUUCGGCCAUGGCGCUGGCGACCACAACAGCAACCACGAGGUGGACGACACGGCCCCGGCGAGGCUGUUCGUGGGCCUGCCCAUCGACUCAGUCACGGACGGCAUGACGGUGAACAGCUCGGCGGCCAUCGCGGCCGGGAUACGGGCCGUCAGGCUCCUGGGCGCUGACGGGGUCGAGCUGCCGGUGUUCUGGUCCGUGGCGCAGCCCGAGUCCCCGGACAGGUUCAACUGGGCCGGGUACCAGGCCGUGGCCGACAUGGUCCGCGCCGAGGGCCUCAGCCUCCGCGUGUCGCUCGGCUCCCACGGCUCUCCCGGCGGCGGCCUCCCCACGCUGCCCUCCUGGGUCAGCGGCGCCGCCGACGACGACCCUGACAUCUUCUUCACUGACCGUUCCGGCGGGUGCCACGAGGACUGCCUCUCCUUCGCGGUCGACGAGCUCCCCGUGAUCCACGGCAAGUCCCCGCUCGAGCUCUACGAGGCCUUCUUCCGCAGCUUCGCCGGCGCGUUCGAGGACUUCUUCGACUCCACCAUAACCGAUGUGACGGUGGGGCUGGGCGCGAACGGCGUGCUCCGAUACCCAUCGUACCCGCCGGGAAGCGACGCCCGGAGGUUCACGGGGGUGGGGGAGUUCCAGUGCUACGACAAGUACAUGCUCGCGCAGCUGAGGCAGCACGCCAAGGAGACGGGGCACGCGAUGUGGGGGUUGUCAGGGCCGCACGACGCGCCGCGGUACCACGAGUCGCCGGACUCGUGCAACUUCUUCAAGGAGCAGGGCGGCUCGUGGGAGAGCCCGUACGGAGACUUCUUCCUGUCGUGGUACGCCGGGCAGCUGGUCGGGCACGGCGACCGCGUCCUCGGCGCGGCGAACGCCGUGUUCGGCGACAAGCCGGUGGAGCUGUCCGCGAAGGUGCCGUUCAUGCACUGGUGGCACGGCGCGCGGUCGCGGCCCGCGGAGGCGGCGGCCGGGUUCUACAAGAGCAACAAGAAGAACGGGUAUAGCCCCGUGGCCAAGAUGUUCGCGCGGCACGGGUGCACGAUGAUCGUGCCGGGCAUGGACGUGUGCAUGAACAAGCAGCACCACAGCACGGGGUCCAGCCCCGACCGGCUGCUGGUGCAGAUCAAGAACGCGUGCCGGCGGUACUGCGUGCGCAUCGCUGGCGAGAACGCGUCGCUGGUGAUGACGCACACCAGCAGCUUCUCCCGCAUCCGGAGCAACAUCCUCACCACCGAGCGCAUGCGGCCCUGCCACUUCACGUACCAGCGCAUGGGCGCCGAGUUCUUCUCGCCGGACCACUUCCCGCAGUUCAUGGAGUUCCUGCGCAGCGUCGUGUGCGGCGAGUGGGACGAGGAGGAUGCGCCGGGCGACGAGGAGAGCGAGAUGGCCAUGCUCGGCGGUGCCAACGCGAGGGAGGCGCGAGCAGUUUGAUCACCACAUAUGUCUCUGUCUGUCAUCUGUUUCAUUGACGUGCACUUAAUUAUACUUGUGAAGCUGCACUAGUAGCAGUGUUUAGCUGAGAAGAGAUGAUCCAAGUAUUAGUGGAUCAGGGUUGUAUUGUAUAUGCAUUUCAUUUGAUGAUGCUGUUGUAUUUGGAGAGUUUAUCAUGAUUAUACUGUCUCCAGA